This is a messenger RNA of Owenia fusiformis, 1286 nucleotides long. The record is from the annotation of a GenBank genome assembly. NCBI's taxonomy places the organism in Eukaryota, Metazoa, Annelida, Polychaeta, Sabellida, Oweniidae.
CUAACAAAUAUAACUCUUUAAGUUUUCUUUGUUUUGUCAUGAAAAAUAGCAUGCUAGUUGCCCCCUCCCCGCCAGACAAAUCUUUAGAUUCCAACCCGUGAACUAAGAAUUCUAUAAUGCUCUAGGCAUACAGUUUGUAAACAUCUGGCUCCAAUAACAACUCUUAUUUCGUGACAAGAAGUUGCCAUUGAUUUUCGUGAGACUAGAUUCGCGUACAUAAUUGCAUUACCAUGGCGAGUAGGGCAAUUCCGAGUGAUUUUGUUAAAAGUGUCCUGCAGAAUGGUGUUGGAAGGCACAUUUGUCAAUUACAAAGACUUACUCUGAAGUUUUGCAAAGAAUCGGGAACAAGUCGAGGCGUCAGAGAUUUUAUAGAAAAUCACCUGAUUGAUUUCACUCGCAGUAAUCCUGGAAUAGUUGUUUACCUGAAGCCAAGACGCCACAGAACACCAUAUCUCGUAGGGGAAUAUUUAAAUACAGAGUCUGUGUAUCUGAAUGUGCACAAGAACGACCAAGAAGAAGUCUGUAAAUGGGUGGAACAUCUGCGCACAAGAUCAGGGGAACCAAUUGUGAGAUUACGUAAAAAAUGGUUCACCAACAACCCUAGUAUUCAAGGCAUUUGGACCCCAUUUACUAAUAAGGACACAAGAUGGAAUAUCGCACAAUUUCCUGAAUUAGUUGAAGAUGAACAUAAGGCUGCUGAAUAUGAAAGUUCUGCUACUGAGGAUAUACUGGAAAUGUUUAGACAAAUGAAAAAUGUUGAAGUGAUUGAGGAAGGAACCUUAGAAAAGGAUGUGCCAAAAUAGAUACUUUAUUGCAGUUUUAUUACAUAAUAAAGAUUCUUAGUACUCAAUCUGUUAUUUCAACAAGCUUCACUCAAGAUAUAAAGUCUUAUUAAGUAUACUUGCCUGGUAAUAACCAUUCAUUUGAUAAACUCGCUGACUCAUGAAGCAAUCAACAACACAGGUUUAUAAAUUAUAUCAUUUGAUCUUUAUUCACAAAAGAUGAGACAUCAAACAAUGGAGUUAUAUGUUACAAUGGUUAAUAUGUGAGACAGUUACAUGAUAGAGUCAGGGCCGUUUACCCUGUUUUCAACAUCACUUAGAGCUUUGUGUUGCUUGAGAAGUCUUCGCCUGUUGAAAUACUGUAUUGUGAGACUGAUGACCGUGACAAGGAUCACCCAAGCGGCUAGAGAGCCACCUAUACCAUUCACUGUCUUCCCAAUAGAUGCUAGCAUACUGAAGUGUUUUUCUGCAAUCGCAAAACCAAAAUUGUGUGAUUUAAAUCAU